AUGGCAACAAACGAAGCUUCUCGGUUGUCACCUGAGGAUAUGGUGAUUUUUUACAAACGUAAGGCGCAAUCAAUUUAUGCACAAGCGCAAUCGAUUGAACGGGCAAUCGAAGGCGAAAAAAUUAAUCCAUUCACCGAAGUAGAUUUAAAGGUACGGUUGGAGUGCCUCGAACAUAUUUCCAGCACGUUUAACUUGGCUCAUGACAGCUUAGAGGAGCUCAAUUUUGACGAAAUCGGCGGAGCACUGCGUUCAAAUUUUGAAGAGCUACUCCUUUUACUUCGGUGUCGUAUACGGCGUGAAAUUCAUAAACGUCAAUUUCAAAUGCCAUCCUGCUCAACCAUGCGGCACGAUCCGGUUUUGGAAGGGCAAAUAGUUGUUUUGCAAAGUCGACCACGUUUGCCUGAGCUCAGACUGCCUACAUUCAGUGGAGGAUAUACGGAAUACACAGAUUUCUUUUCCUUGUUUUCAACCGUUAUAGACAAGGAUCCGGACCUCACGGAUGUCGAGAAAUUGCAGCACCUACGUUCAUAUCUGAAGGGUCCAGCUCUGGAUGCAAUUCGUUCGUUGGAGAUGAGUGGCAACAACUACUCUGUGGCUCUAGAUUUGCUUAACAAAAGAUUUAACAAUAAGCGUCUUAUUUUUCAGGCACACAUCACUGAGAUUAUGGGCAUCAAAAAGGUGGACACUUCUUCAGCGGUGAAGCUUCGUGAAUUAUUCGACAAGGUAAAUGCAAACCUGCGCGCUCUACGCACCAUGGGGAAUUCGGAGCAAAUAGCGGGGUGUAUAAUCGUACACACUCUUCUGCAAAAAGUCGACAGCAUCACGCAGGCAAAUUGGGAGGAAGCUGCGCCGUUAGAUCUCAUACCCUCAUGGGAGCAGUUUACAAAUUUCCUGGAGAAGCGUUGUCAAAGGCUGGAGAAUGUAGAACAUUCCAUGGCAGCGUAUACUCGUGGCUCACAGGUGGGAAAAAAUAGUAGAACUAUUAACCAUGGUAGAAAAUCAUUUAUUGCUACUAACAAUACAAACAAUUCAACCAAUGGCUGUGUUUUUUGCGACAACACAGACCAUGCUGUAUAUUCAUGCACCCGUUUUUUAAAUUUAUCUCCACAACUCCGUCUUAAGGAGGUCAAAAGGAUUGCUUUGUGUUUAAACUGCCUCAGAAAAGGCCAUCAGCUUCGAACGUGCAAUGCUGGUCUAUGUCGUACGUGUGGAUCCAAGCACCACAGUCUGCUACAUAUCGACUCCUCUUCUUCACGAAUGUCGUCACAAGGUCCUGCAUCUUCAGUGCAAGCAUCCUCCCAAUUAGCACCUCCAAACACCUCUAAGCUUGUUUCAACUUCAGUCGCACACCACACCUUGGCUGCAAUCUCACAAACAACGUCAAUUGUCACAUCUGCUCAGAAUCUCAGUCCUGAUGUUGUGCUUCUAGCCACUGCUGUCAUCAAUGUUAAGAACAGCGCAGGUACAUGGGUGCCAUGUCGUGCACUGCUCGACUCAGGGUCGCAGUUGCAUAUUAUAACGUCUCGUCUUGCUCAUCAACUGCAGUUGCGAAAAACCAAGUCAUCCACCUACGUAUCGGGUCUUGGUAAUGCAAACUUCGCCUCUGAUGGUUUGACUAUCAAUAUUACUAUUCAGUCUCAAAACUCGGAGUACUCUACCUGCAUUACAGCGUUGGUUGCUCCUAACAUAACGGACAAUCAACCCUCUUUUACUUUGGAUAUUUCUCAUUGGAAAAUACCGUCGAACAUUUGUUUAGCAGAUCGAGGAUUUUUCAAGUCGCAACGAAUAGACAUGCUUAUUGGAGCCAGCCUCUUCUAUGAUCUCUUAUGCAUUGGACAAAUAAAGUUAGCUCACGGUCUACCGUGCCUACAGAAAACUAGGUUAGGAUGGGUUGUAACAGGUGGUGAAUCGCAGCGGCAAAGGGGAGCGAUAUUGGCCGCACAGUCAUCACUUGACAUAGGUUACGAAUCCAAUGUUCAAAUCGAUCAACUAGUACGUAGAUUUUGGGAGGUUGAAAGUUGCUGUGAAUCUGUCGCCACAUACUCCAAGGAAGAGCUUGACUGCGAGGCGCAUUUUAAGGCCAAUUAUUUGCGUUUGUCUACAGGGAACUAUUCGGUCCGGCUACCAGCAAAAGUUAAUAUUGAUCUCUUGGGCGACUCUUAUCAACAAGCGUUUCGUCGUUUUCUUAAUCUAGAGUGA
Messenger RNA from Anastrepha ludens (Mexican fruit fly), 2199 nucleotides. RefSeq lists its product as uncharacterized. The transcript has a single exon. The coding region runs from base 1 to 2199 and encodes 732 amino acids. Lineage: Eukaryota; Metazoa; Arthropoda; Insecta; Diptera; Tephritidae. The record is from RefSeq and is a predicted model, not a curated record.